Molecule: messenger RNA, 5805 nt
Organism: Equus quagga
Lineage: Eukaryota; Metazoa; Chordata; Mammalia; Perissodactyla; Equidae
Gene: PLEKHA7
Product: pleckstrin homology domain containing A7
Exons: 27
Coding region: 725-4390 (1221 amino acids)
Biological process (GO): zonula adherens maintenance; epithelial cell-cell adhesion; pore complex assembly
Cellular component (GO): pore complex; zonula adherens
Source: RefSeq, a predicted model, not a curated record
GGCAUGUUGGUGUCUCGUUCUUCCUUUGGCUGUAAGAGCAGAAGCCACCACCUUCUGCUGGCUUAUGACCCUUUAGGUUCUUGUCUCUUUGUUACCUGAAUCCAGACGUCUGUAGGGUUACCUGGCCUGUUUGGAGGCAUGGCCUCAAUUUAAGGUAGGAGUCUCCUUAGUUGUUUCUCAUUCAUUCGUUCAGCAAGUAUUACAGUGCCAGACACUGUUAUAGGCUGAUAAUAGCAGUCAAAAGACGGGCAAGGUGCUUGCUCUCCUGGAAUACACAUAUUAGUCAGGGAGACUGACAGUAAUCAAACACAUCCAUAAGUAAGAAAAAUAACAGUAAUAAUUAAAAUAGGGUGACAAGAUAUGAAGUGACUGGGAGCCUACUUCAGUGGGUGGCUGGGAAGGACUCUGAGAAGGUGAUAAUUCUGCUGUGGUCUUAAUGAUGGAGAACCAGUUAUGAGAGGAUCGGGGAAAGAGCUAGUACAAGGGUUGUUAAGUAGGAAAGAGCUCAGUGACCAAGCAGCAGAAAGGAGGCCCGUGUAGCUGGGACAGGAUGGGGAAGCAGGAGAGUGGUACAGGAAGAGGAUGGAGCUGAGCAGGGCCAGAUCAUCUAGGAUCUCGUACGCCAAGCCAUAACCAGCAGACCACAGCAUUCAGGCAUCCUGUGAGUGGGCAGUUUUCUCCAGAAAAUAGCGAAUUUAUUCUUCAAGAAGAGCCAAAUCCACAUAUGUCGAAGCAAGAGAGAAACCAAAGACCGUCCAGCAUGGUCAGUGAGACAUCCACUGCUGGGACCACUUCCACCGUGGAGGCCAAGCCUGGCCCCAAGAUCAUAAAGUCCAGCAAUAAAGUCCACAGCUUUGGGAAGAGGGACCAGUCCAUUCGGAGGAACCCAAAUGUGCCGGUGGUGGUAAGGGGCUGGCUGCACAAGCAGGACAGUUCUGGGAUGAGGCUGUGGAAGAGGAGGUGGUUUGUGCUUGCUGAUUAUUGCUUGUUUUACUACAAAGACAGCCGAGAAGAAGUGGUCCUUGGGAGCAUCCCUCUGCCCAGCUACGUGAUCUCGCCCGUGGCCCCUGAGGAUCGCAUAAGUCGCAAGUAUUCCUUUAAGGCCGUGCACACGGGGAUGCGAGCGCUCAUCUACAAUAGCUCCACGGGGGGCUCUCCAGCCGAGCAGUCGGGCAUGAGGACCUACUACUUCAGUGCCGACACCCAAGAGGACAUGAAUGCGUGGGUCAGGGCCAUGAACCAGGCUGCACAGGUGCUGUCUCGAUCGUCACUGAAGAGGGAUGUGGAGAAGGUGGAGCGGCAGGCAGUGCCCCAGGCCAAUCAUGCAGAGUCUUGUCGUGAAUGUGGCCGCGUGGGACCCGGACAUGCGAGGGAUUGUCCUCAUCGUGGCCACGAGGACUCCUUUGGCUUCGAGAGGCGGGAGCAAGAGGAAGAACGGUACCAUUCCCAGAGGGACCCACUGGAGGGCAAGCGGGACAGGAGCAAGGCCAGGUCCCCGUACUCGCCAGCCGAGGAGGAUGCCAUCUUCACGGAUUUAUCCGGAGGCCUGAGAGGCCAGCAGGCACAGCCCCAGCGGGCAGAGAAGAACAGCGUGCUGCCUGCCGCAUAUGGCCCAGGAGAGCAGAACGGGACUGGCGGGUACCAGCGGGCCUUUCCUCCCAGGACCCACCCUGAAAAGCACAGCCAGAGGAAGAGCAGCCUGGCCCAAGUGGAGCAGUGGGCAAAGGCCCAGAAGGGGGAUGGCAGGAGCCUGCCUCCGGACCAGACCCUUCCUCGCCAGGGUCCUGGCCAGUCCCUGGCCUUCCCAGAAAACUACCAGACUCUUCCCAAGAGCACCCGACACCCCUCGGGGGGCUCCUCGCCCCCUCCCCGCAACCUGCCCAGUGACUACAAGUACGCGCAGGACCGAGCCAGCCACCUGAAGAUGUCGAGCGAGGAGCGCCGGGCCCACCGGGAUGGCACGGUGUGGCAGCUCUACGAGUGGCAGCAGCGCCAGCAGUUCCGGCACGGCAGCCCCACGGCGCCCAUCUGUGCCGGCUCGCCAGAGUUCACCGACCAGGGCCGGAGCAGGAGCAUGCUGGAGGUGCCCCGCUCCAUCUCUGUGCCUCCAUCUCCCUCGGACAUCCCUCCUCCAGGACCCCCAAGGGUAUUCCCACCCCGGCGGCCACACACACCAGCAGAGAGGGUCACUGUGAAGCCACCGGACCAGAGGAGGAGCGUGGACAUCUCACUAGGGGGUUCUCCCAGGAAGGCAUGGGGUCACGCCACCAAGAACUCCUCUCACGUGGACCGGCGCUCCAUGCCCUCCAUGGGUUACAUGACCCACACUGUCAGCGCUCCCAGUUUACACGGAAAAUCGGCUGACGAUACCUACCUCCAGCUUAAGAAAGACCUGGAGUACCUGGACCUAAAGAUAAAAAAUAAUGAACCUUUGAUCAACGUGCUUUACAAAGUGCUGAAGAAGUCAGCACGGGGCUGUCGGCCCGGGAGAAGCAUGACAGGCCGGGACCUUCUCAAAGAUCGAAGCCUGAAGCCGGUGAAGAUCGCUGAGAGUGACAUUGACGUCAAACUGAGCGUCUUCUGUGAACAAGACAGGAUCCUCCAGGACUUGGAAGACAAAAUUCGAGCCCUCAAGGAGAACAAAGACCAGCUAGAGUCCGUGCUGGAGGUGCUGCACAGACAGAUGGAGCAGUACCGAGAGCAGCCCCAGCACCUGGAGAAGAUCGCCUACCAGCAGAGGUUGCUGCAGGAGGACCUCGUCCACAUCCGGGCGGAGCUCUGCAGAGAGUCCACUGAGAUGGAAAAUGCCUGGAACGAAUACCUGAAGUUGGAGAGAGAUGUGGAGCAGCUGAAGCAGACCCUGCAGGAGCAACACAGAAGAGCGUUUUUUUUCCAGGAGAAAUCGCAGAUACAGAAGGAUCUCUGGAGGAUUGAAGACGUCAUCGCAGGCCUGAGUGCAAAUAAAGAGAACUUCAGAAUCUUGGUGGAAUCAGUCAAAAAUCCUGAGAGGAAGACGGUGCCUUUGUUAACUCACCCGCCUGUGCCUUCACUCUCAACCUCGACCACAGAGACCAAGCCACCCCCGCAGCCCAGCCCUCCCACCAGCCCUGUGCGGACCCCUCUGGAGGUCCGACUCUUCCCCCAACUGCAGACCUACAUGCCCUACCGACCUCAUCCGCCCCAGCUGAGGAAAGUGACGUCCCCCCUCCAGUCACCCACCAAGACAAAGCCCAAAGUACAGGAAGAUGAGGCACCACCCAGGCCCCCACUCCCUGAGCUCUACAGCCCAGAGGACCAGCCCCCGGCCGUGCCACCUCUGCCCAGGGAGGCCACCAUCAUCCGGCACACUUCAGUGAGGGGCCUCAAGCGGCAGUCGGACGAGAGGAAGCGGGACCGGGAGCAAGGGCAGUGUGUGAACGGGGACUCGAGGGUGGAGCUCCGGUCAUAUGUGAGUGAGCCUGAGCUGGCGACCUUCAGUGGAGACUUGGCCCCGCCCUCCCUGGGACUCGUGGGAUCUGAGAGCAGGUACCAGACGCUGCCAGGCAGAGGGCUUUCGGGGUCCACGUCAAGGCUCCAGCAGUCAUCCACCAUUGCUCCCUACGUCACCCUCCGGCGGGGUCUCGAUGCAGAAAGCGGCAAGGUGACCUUCCCUAGACCCAAGAGUGCCUUGGAGCGCCUGUACUCAGGGGACCACCAGCGGGGCAAGAUGAGUGCGGAGGAGCAGCUCGAGCGCAUGAAGCGGCACCAGAAGGCCCUGGUUCGGGAGCGGAAGAGGACGCUGAGCCAAGGAGAGAGGACGGGUCUACCCUCGUCCCGCUACCUCAGCCAACCGCUCCCUGGAGAUCUCGGCUCAUGGAAGCGUGAGCAGGACUUUGACCUGCAGCUGCUGGAGCGGGCUGUGCAAGGGGAAAGGAAGGACAAGGAGGAGAAUGGCUGGUUGAAAGUACAGGCCGUGCCUGUCACUGAGUUGGACCUGGAACCACAGGACUAUGACUUGGACAUCAGCAGAGAGCUGUCUAAACCAGAGAAGGUCUCCAUCCCCGAGCGUUACGUGGAGCUGGAUCCUGAAGAGCCACCCAGCCUUGAGGAGCUGCAGGCGCGGUAUCGCAAAGCUGAGAAGAUCCGCAACAUCCUCGCCCGCUCCAGCAUGUGCAACCUGCAGCCGACAUCAGGCCAGGACAGGAACAGCAUGGCCGACCUGGACUCGCAGCUGCAGGAGCAGGAGCGCAUCAUCAACAUCUCCUACGCCUUGGCCUCCGAGGCAUCCCAGCGCAGCAAGCAGGUGGCAGCGCAGCAGCUGGCCCUCCUCCCGCCUAAAGCCCCCCUGUCCUCCAGGACGGUGCCACCUUACCCCCCCUUAAGCAACGGACUCCACUACACCUUUGUCUAACACCUUCCAACCCAGGCAGUGACUGACCCGUGACCCAGCCUGCAGAGAAGUCUGGAGCCAGGGGCCAAGUGGAACCAGCUUCCUCCGAGAAGAUGGACUUUUCUUCCCCCAAGGAAACCCCUUCCAGCUAAGCAGGGGUUCUGGCUGGAGAAAGGAACAGCCCACAGCUGUGAGGCAUUCACCAUAGGGCUAGGUCCUAACACCCGCAAACUUGUUUUAGUUCAAAAUCCUUUUUACAUAUGACAGAGGCACUUUUGAUAACACACUGUAAAAUACUGAUACUGUAUUUUGGAAUCAGAAUGUAUUUUAUAAUGUUCACCUCAAGGGCUGAGUGGCUGGAAAGGUGAGGAUGCAGGAUUUUGGAGCUGCACAUACAGAUCCAGGUACCAUUUGGGUGGUAGGUGUGGGUGGGGGGAGGGGCAGGCCAAGCAGAGACCAGUCAGCAUCCGCUGAACUCAGGUGAAGGUUGGAUUUGAGAAUGUGCUUCCAGUGGAUUCCAGCGUUAGGCUCUUUGGUGUGCUGUAGGGGCAAGAGGGGCCCUGGGCUGCAGAGAUCAGCCGUCCCUGACCUGGCCUGAUGACCAGUUCUGGAGAGUGAAACUCCCCCAGGCUAGCAUGCAGAGCCCCACUCUGUGCCUUGACCCCUGGGCUUGGUUCAGGGGCAACAGUGUGUUCAAGAGCUUUGGCUCCCGACUCACCCAUGAGGUUCUCUCAGCAAAGGGCUCUUCUCAGAAGGAAAACACUUGGCUUAAACUUUUAAAAAUACGCUUUAAAUGCAGAAAAGGUGAGAGGAAGCACCUUUUGUUGUAUCGUAAGCAAUAAGCUCCACACUGGCUGGCAUCUGCCCACAGCUCCCUGACUCCAUACUAGGCUGUGAUAGCAAUCCUGGGAUCUGUGCUGCCUGCCCUGGAGAACCGAGGUCCGCUUCCUAGGACUUGGUCUGGCGGCAGGAGGGCAGGCAGGUGCCCCCACCAUUCCUGGUGGCUGGCAGCCAGCAGGACCACGAUGACAGGACUGUGACUUGACUUCCAGCCCAAAAUGAGGAGGUGGCUGCCACCCCAGGCCCAGUGUUUGUGGCCCUUUAUUUAAGUCAUGCGAUCAUGAUAGUCUGCAUAUAGAAAAUGAGGUUUAAAAGGAAAAAAAACUCCAUUGGGUGGAGCCACACUUUAAAUGAAAAUUUGUCUUUGACUCUGGUCAGAAAAAAUAUCUUGAAUAUAUUUAGAAGUUGCCGUCUAUUUUUAACUAACUCCAUAUGCUGCCAGUAUCGACUUCAUGACAUUUGCCAAAAUAAGAUUUUAUUUUUGCCUUUAUAAGAUUUUGUUGGAAAAAAUGAAAUGAAUAUUUUGCAAGAAAAAGUUAAUUUAAAUAAAAGUGUAAUGGUUUGCAAAAAAAUGUGAUGUACAGAUUAAAAUAUUA